This is a messenger RNA of Haliotis rubra (blacklip abalone), 687 nucleotides long. RefSeq names its product histidine-rich glycoprotein-like. The record is from RefSeq and is a predicted model, not a curated record. The coding region runs from base 1 to 687 and encodes 228 amino acids. The transcript has a single exon. NCBI's taxonomy places the organism in Eukaryota, Metazoa, Mollusca, Gastropoda, Lepetellida, Haliotidae.
AUGGACCACCAUACCCUCCAUGGACCACCACACCCUCCAUGGACCACCACACCCUCCAUGGACCACCGCACCACACCCACCAUGGACCACCACACCCUCCAUGGAUCCACCACACCCUCCAUGGACCACCACACCCUCCAUGGACCAUUACACCCUCCAUGGACCACCACACCCACUAUGGAUCCAUCACACCUACCAUGGACCACCACACCCACCAUGGACCACCACACCCUCCAUGGAUCCAUCACACGCACCAUGGACCACCACACCUACCAUGGACCACCACACCGUGUCACCAUGGACCACCACACCCUCCAUGUAUCCAUCACAGCUACUCUGGACCACCACACCUACCAUGGACCACCACACCUACCAUGGACCACCACACCCACCAUGGACCACCACACCCUCCAUGGAUCCAUCACACCCACACUGGACUACCAGACCCACCAUGGACUACCACACCCUCCAUGGAUCCAUCACACCCACCAUGGAUCCAUCACAACCUCCAUGGACCAACACACCCACCAUGGACCACCAUACCCACCAUGGGCCACCACACCCUCCAUGGAUCCAUCACACCCACCAUGGACUACCACACCAACAAUGGACCCACCACACCCACCAGACACACCAUACACCAACUACAACCAACAUGCACACUCCAUACACACACAACACACAUGA